Orbicella faveolata is the source of this 1014-nucleotide messenger RNA. Its product is annotated as uromodulin-like. The record is from RefSeq and is a predicted model, not a curated record. Lineage: Eukaryota; Metazoa; Cnidaria; Anthozoa; Scleractinia; Merulinidae.
AUGGUGACCACAUGUCCACCGAUGAACAGAUGUGAUACACAAUUCCCUGCCUGGUUGCGUGGAGAUCAUCCUACAGUGGCUGAGGAUACAGUCACAAGAGAAUUCUGCAUUCACACGUUAGAAGGCUGUUGCCAAGAAACAAUUCGAAUUCAAGUAAAGAAUUGCGGCUCCUACUAUAUCUACUGGUUGAUUCCACCAGGAGUUUGUUACGCCCGUUACUUUGACAUAUGUAAGAACUACGAAAAUCUGACAGAUGCAGGAAGAAAAUAUAACUAUACAACACAAACGUCCAAAUGUGACAACAAACUCAGUGGCUGGUAUCGCUUCCAAGGAGCUGCAGGAACAAAAAUGGUGACCACAUGUCCACCGAUUGACGGAUGUGGUGUACACUUCCCUGUCUGGUUGAAUGGAACUCAUCCUACAUUGGCUGAGGCUGACAUAUGUAAGAACUACGAAACCCUGACAGAUGCAGAAAGAAAAUAUGACUAUGAAACAAAAGACUCAAAAUGUGACAACACACUGAAUGGCUGGUAUCGCUUCCAAGGAGCUGCAGGCACAAAAAUGGUGACCACAUGUACACCGAUGAACCGUUGUGACGCAGACAUCCCUAUCUGGUUAAGUGGUGGUCAUCCUACAGUGGCUGAGGUUGAUGUAUGUCACCAUUACCAAAGUCUGACAGAUGCAAAAAGGAAAUAUGACAACGAUGGAAUAGUUGAUGACGAAUGUGACAAAAACCUCCAUAGCCAAGGCUGGUACCGUUUCCAAGGAGAUGCAGGCACAAAAAUGGGAACUACAUCUCCAGAGAAUAGAAAAUGUGGUGCGCCCUACUCUGCCUGGUUGAGUGGUGGUCAUCCUACAGUGGCUGAGGGUAUAGUCCAAAGAAACGUCUGCAUUAAUAAGUUUGGAGACUGCGACGAAGAAAGCUCCGUGGAAGUAAAGAAUUGCACCUCCUACUAUAUCUACAGGUUCUUUGAUAUCAAUGCGUGUCCCUUCCGUUACUGUGGCACUGACUAA